UACCCAAGUAAACAUCAGGAUUCAGGACCCAGGAGCAUUGCGAAUGCGAGCAACCGCAAGAGCAAGAGAAUGAAGAUGGGAGCGUUUUGGGGGACGCGAGUCAUGGAAUUAGUGAAGAAGCACGAUUCAGGAGGCCUCGUCUGGAAGAGAAUCAAGCUCACUACUACCCGUAAAGCCAACGCCAAGAAGCGUAUUCUUCGAGUCUGGCAGAAUGAGGCUGUGUUAAGGGCGUGCUCAGAGGUACCACCUUCAAACCCAAAUUCUGAAGGUGCAAAGAAGCCUUGAGGUUGUUAUCUCUCUGUUAAAUGUAGAAACCCACAAGUGACAUGUUUUGGUAAAAGUGAUUUUGACUAUUAUUUAUGUAGGGGUGUGUGUGUGUGUCUGUUUCAUCAAGAUAUUUAUUUGUAUCCAGUUGUCUGAUGGAUGCGUCUAAAAUCUAAAUAUGAGAUUGGUGUCAUAAUCUUUCA
Lactuca sativa (garden lettuce) is the source of this 467-nucleotide messenger RNA. RefSeq lists its product as uncharacterized. Lineage: Eukaryota; Viridiplantae; Streptophyta; Magnoliopsida; Asterales; Asteraceae. The record is from RefSeq and is a predicted model, not a curated record.